AUGGCAACUAAGGCUGUUCACAUCGAGCUAGCAGUCGAUUUGACAGCAGAAGCAUUCUUGAACGUGUUUAAGCGAUUCACAGCAAGAAGAGGCUGUCCUGCGGACAUAUUUUCGGACAAUGGUCUCAAUUUCGUGGGAGCAGAACACGAGCUAAGCGAACUAACGCAUCUUCUCCAAGAUAAGGCAACACAAGGAAAGAUUAUGGAAUAUGCAUUAUGUCAGAGCAUAAAAUGGCACUUUAUACCACCUAGGGCCCCACAUCAAAGAGGACUCUGGGAGGCUGCAGUGAAGGCAACCAAAAGGCAUUUAGUCAAAAUGACGAAAGAAGCACAUUUACAAUGGGAAGAAUUGGAGACUCUUCUCAUUCAAUGCGAGGCAAUCCUAAAUUCUCGCCCUAUAACUCCGAUAUCGUCCGAUCCUCGGAACCUCACAUUCUUAACACCUGGCCAUUUUUUAAUAGGCACUCCUCUUACAGCGUGCCCUGAAGAACCAGUUGAAGGCAUUCCAGCGAACCGACUUUCAAGAUGGCAAAUUCAGCAAAUUAAGCAACAGUUUUGGCGACGCUGGAGUCGUGAAUACUUACAUUCCCUGCAACAAAGAAAUAAAUGGUAUGCCUCCAAAUCUCCAAUUGAUGUGGGUCAAGUAGUCAUCCUAAUGGAGGAUCACGCGCCACCAUUAUCCUGGAACCUCGGGAGAAUCCAAGAAUUGCAUCCCGGAGAGGAAGGUGUAACUCGUACCGUGACUGUUCGAACGGCCAAGGGAAUUUAUAAGCGUCCAAUCACGUGGUUGUGUAUACUUCCUAUAGCAAAUGAAGGUAGAGAGAUGUCUAGCCAGAUUAACCCUAGCGAUAGCGGUUGA
Messenger RNA from Trachymyrmex cornetzi, 858 nucleotides. RefSeq lists its product as uncharacterized. Gene Ontology annotation, biological process: DNA integration. The coding region runs from base 1 to 858 and encodes 285 amino acids. The transcript has a single exon. Gene Ontology annotation, molecular function: nucleic acid binding. Lineage: Eukaryota; Metazoa; Arthropoda; Insecta; Hymenoptera; Formicidae. The record is from RefSeq and is a predicted model, not a curated record.